Molecule: messenger RNA, 3494 nt
Organism: Erpetoichthys calabaricus (reedfish)
Lineage: Eukaryota; Metazoa; Chordata; Cladistia; Polypteriformes; Polypteridae
Gene: vma22
Product: coiled-coil domain containing 115
Exons: 5
Coding region: 202-831 (209 amino acids)
Biological process (GO): vacuolar proton-transporting V-type ATPase complex assembly
Cellular component (GO): extrinsic component of endoplasmic reticulum membrane
Source: RefSeq, a predicted model, not a curated record
AAAAAUCUCGCUAGCUGAAGAGGAAGUGUAAACAUAGCCAGGCAUAAGCCAUUCAUCGUUGUUUUUUUAGGACUGUUAAAUUUACAUGCUGCGUUUGCUGAGGAACAAAUGUAUCAUGUAGAGUAAUAAUUAAAUAAUUAACCUUUCUGGAUACUCCAAACAGGCAAAAAUUGUCAUCUUGAUUUAAGAGACGUUUUCGAAAUGACCGCAACUACAGAGGAGACCUCGAGUAGGUUGGAUUCGCUGUUGCUGCUCUUGAUGGAUCAACUGGAAAGCCUUCAAGAAAAGCGAGGCUCGUUUAAUGCGCUAAUCGAGCAGGGCUGGUUUUCCUUGUCAAAAGCUCGUUAUUCAAUGGGUAAUAAAUGUGUCUCAGCUCUGCAAUAUGGACACGAGAUGGCGCCACUCGUUUAUGUCAAAUCAAGUUCAUUAAACAAAGGGCAGAUUGAAUUUUGCAUAGAGCGACAACAUCUUAAAUUGCCAGAAGAGACACUUCCAGUGGAAGUCAUUGGGCCGAAAGAAGAAGGUGUGAGAAGACGAAAAACAGCUCAGAAGAUAGAAGAGAAAAAUGAUGUUGCACUACCUGAACAAGCACCUCAUAAUAAUGAAAAGUCAGAGUCAGAAACGAAGGCCAAAAGUCAGUAUCAAGAUCCACUGAGGUGGUUUGGCGUUCUUGUGCCUCAGACCCUGAAACAAGCCCAGUCCAGCUUCAAGGAGGUAAUAAAAUUGGCAGCUGACAUUGCAACUCUGCAGACACAGAUAGAAGCCACAAGAGCCGAAUUCAGGACGCUGCUUGAACAGAAGCAAAACUUACAGAAGCAAAGAGACAUUUAAGAAUCAAACUAUGCUUCUUAUCAAGUUGAUUCCAGUUUUUUACCUUGCAGAUUUCUUUUUUUGGGAGAUGCCAAUGAACCCUUGAAGUGCAAUAAAAUCAGAAUUGCUAUAAUGUGAUCUUGUGUUCUUCAUAAUAUCUUUUUUGGCCUGUUCACAGGCAGCUUCACGAUAAAAGCCGGCAGCAUUAAAUAUCUACAUAGAAAACUAGCUGUGGUACCCGGUGUUGGCCAGGUAUACUUAUAUAAUGGGUUUAGAUAAGAAAGCAAAUGUUUCUGUUUUGUUUUUAAAUGUUGCCCAUUGGUUAUUACUGGCUGAAAUGCAAGUGUCUGAUCCAUCACCUACACUACUUGUAGCUCUCUGAUAACUAUCAAUUUCCCUGCUCUUAUGAGUUAACUUUGUUGUACAUUACUGGAUUCCGUAAUUGUAGAUCCUUGCUGGAACCAUGUAGACCAUUUGUUUAUAUUUCCUGUUUUAUCAUGGUUUCACAAAUAUUUGUUUAGGCCUAUAUUAAUAAACUGAAUGGCUUGUUGAAGAAUUGAAUCAUUGAUGUGGCAUGUAAGCUAUCAGAUUUUUUUUUUUCCCUCUUAAACCCCUACCCACGAUGAAAAUUUUGAAACUCCAUAAACUCUGUACAACCUUGUGAAAAAGUAAGUAACAUAUGAGGACAUAUCAAGAUUUGAUCUUCAUUUAAUCACUAUUUUAAGAUAAAUGUGAUUUAUUAAGGGAAAAAUGAAAAUGUGACUGCAAUAAUUUAUUCCACAAAAAAAUGAACUGAUGUGCCAUUUUUGUGUAUGGAAAAAGUAAGCACACCAUUGGCUCUAAUAGCUGGCCCUGCUGCCUUUGGCAGAAACAGCCUCAAGUAGACAUUUCCUAUAACUGUCUAUCAGUCUCUGACAUUGACUGGGAAAAUGUUUUUUCCUCCUUACUUACAUGCGGAGGUCUUUUAGCUGUGUGAUAUUUGAGAAGUGACUUACAUGUACAUCUUCUUUCAAACCCCCACUAUAUCAUGUCGAGGGUUUCAGAUCCAAUUCGGUCAUUCCAUUUCGGCCCUUCCGUGGUGGAUUUACUGGUAUGCUUGGGGGUCAUUGUUGCAGGGUCCACUUUCAGUCGAGGGUCUGUCUGUCAGAAGACAGUCUUGUAUUAUCCUCGAGCAUCCUCUAGUACAGUGAAAGAAUUAAUGGUGAGAUGAUCAGGGCUGGAUGCAACAAAGCAUCACAAACCAUAACAUUUCCAUCAUCAUGCUUUAUAGGUAGCAUCAGGUUCUUCGGUCAAGUGCUGUCUUUGGUUUUUUGCCAAACAUGUUUUCUGGUGUUGUGGCCAAAUAACUCUGUCUUUGCUCUGUCACUCCAGAACACAUUGUUCCAGACACCCUGGUCUUUGCCUAGGUUUUCCUGGGCGAACUUUAGUCCUUCCAUUUGUGUUCUUUCUGGACAGCAAUGAUUUUCUCCUUGCACAUCUCCCAUGUAGAUGCAAUUUGUAGUGGUAGAUUCAUGCACUAUGACCUCAGCAGUAGCAAGAGCUACCUGUAGCUCUUGUGAUGAAAUUCUGGAGUUCUUAGAGACUUCUUCUUUUAGCAUGUUGUGUCUUGCUCUUGGCCAGAACUUGCUGGGGUGGCCUUGCCUGGACAAGUUGGCAGUUAUUUGAAACCUUCUCCACUUAUAGAUGAUUUAAUAAACAGUGGAAUGGCUAAUGUCCAAUUUGGAGAUCUUUUUAAAUCCUUUUCUAGACUCCUAGACCUCUAUAAUCUUCUUUUUGAUGCUCUCAGAGAGCUCUUUCAAUUUAGGCAUGGUGGUAACACACACUUCAACACCACAGAACAAAUAAAACUAAAUUCUGUGUUUUAAAUAUGAUGGGUUCCUCAAAAAUCUUCUUUAAUGAUGUUCUAAGCAUUUGUCCCUUAUUCUUAUACUAGGUAUUUGAGGUAGUAGCAAAUGUAGAGGUUUGCAUGUGGAUAUGUUUAUUUAAAUUAUACAAUGGACUAGAAUAUUUUAGAAAAGAAUAUUUAUCAAAUUUUUUGAUAGCUCUUGCUCUAUGCACACCCGCAGUCUCCCUGCAACCCUUUCCUCUGUAUCCUCCUGUGUCUCAACCUUACCAGGUACUUCCUCUGUUGAUUGCGUUCUAAGACUGUAUUAUUUCAAGGGACCCUGUUCGCCUCCUGUCCGCUUUUUGAUUGCCACCAGUGGUAGAUGAACCUUCAUUACCAUCUGUGAAAAUAUUGCUUGUAAUCUUACAAUACCCUCUACUGACAUCAAGUCGGGUUGCACCUCAUUAGAAUUUAAUAACCCAAUGUCAGUCAGUACGUUAUUUGCUCUGUUGUUGAAAUGCUGCUCCUUUUUGGAAAAAAAAAAUGUCACUAUCAGGAACUGAACUUCACACCCCUAAUGUAUUGUGUCAUCAUCCCUACCACUGAGUCACCAAAGUCAAACUGUUGUGUCAUUAUCCUUACCACUGAGUCACCAAAGCCAAACUGACCAAACAGAUUGGGUCUAAACCCACACACACAGACAGUAUUAUUUUAUUAUACAGUAGAUACUAUUUAAAUGAAGAUCAAAUCUUUAUAUGUUAAAAACGAAACAAACAUGGUGUGUAUUUAGUUUUUCAAAUGACUGUAUGAUAAAUUGAGUAUAAUAUAUAUAUUAAAAUUUUCAUGAACCUUCACUUAA